AUGAGUGCUUCCAGGAAGGGUAGUGGCGUGCGUCCCAAGUCUCGGGAGUCACGGUGGGAGCGACUGAGGCGGAAAAAUGACGUUUCACUGCUCAAUAUCAAGACGGAGACCGUUAAGAAAUUCCUCAAUGUCUUCACGGAUGAGUAUCUCGCGGAUUUGGUGAGGAAGGACGAGGAGAAGUCCUUCCUAGACCCUGUGGUGGUGAUGGAGAUGAGACAUGAGGCGGUGAAGAAAGCCAGGAAGGAGACGGAAUCCUCACCGAAGAUUCGGGAAUUUCGCGAGGAGCAGCAAGAGAAAAUCACCAGUCACAAUAAAACCAUCGAAAUCAAUAUGAUUGAGAAUGAAUUGUCUAAAUUCCGACAGGAAAUGACCAAGAAACACCCUCCGAAGGUGAAGAAAGUGAAGAUUCCGGAGAAUCCUUACUGUCUCCUGGACAAUGGGGAGAUUUUCACCAGUCUGUCAACCACAGAGGAGAAAACCAAUGAUUUCUACAGGAAAAUGAUCGAGGCGCCAAUUGAGAGUGCGAAAAUCUUCGAUGUGGUCAAAGUUGAGCAGAAAAUUCCCUCCGUUCAGUUCGAGGACAGCGUGGAAAUCAUCACGUAUCCGCAAGAAGUGGCAGAGGUGAGGGAUGAGGCUGUGGAGAGUCCUCUGGAUGAGGAGACUUACUUCGGUCUCCGUGAGGAGCGUCAGAUGAUUUCCUACUGUGAGGAAACCACGACGACCGUCAAGUCCUUCUUCACAUUCCACGGCAUCACAUCGUCGCCGAGUCAGGAGAGCGAGAGUGGAAGCUCCACAGCGCACGGCAGCACAGAGAGUUCCACGAUAUUCAACCAGGAAGAUGAGUUGGAAGCCAGUUUCCUGGAGCAAGCCAUCAAAGCGGCAUCUCAGGAGUCAGAGAGUGAGAAGAAUCCCAAUGAGGAACUCAUGAUUCGACAAUUGCUGCCAGGAAAGCGAUCUGAGACGGAAGCAGACGAGCCAAAAGUUGAAGGAAGAGGGGAAAUUUCACCGGAAAAGAUCAAAAUCAUCAGUGAAUUGUUCCGGGAACACUCAGAAGCGUACAAUGACUUCAAGGAGAUCCUCUUGCGGAAGUACUUCCUCAAGUGGCUUCACUACACAACCGUUGAGAAGGUCAGCAAGUGCAAGAGCAUCUCGUCGACUGACAGAAUUGGCAAAAUCGACGCUUAUCUGAGCAAGAUCAGGGAAGAGAAGCGUCGAGUGAGGAAGAAGGAGGAAAAUGCUGAAGCUGAAGGGGAGAAGAAGUCCGUUCCCAAGGAGGAAUCCAUCAUCCUGACCAAGAAAUACCGCAGCAAACUCAAGAUUCAGCAGGACAUCAUUGAGUACCAGAAGCUGAAGCUGGAGCGUCAGGAGAGGAUGAUUGCCGAGCUGAGGCUGUCGAAGCUGUCCGAGGAGGCGCGCAGCUUCAAGCAGGAGCUGAAGAAUGAGUUGAAGCAAGUCGCCAAGACGGGAGACAUUCGCGUGCGCGCCAAAGCCAAGUGUCUGCAGAUUGUCAGCAAUCUGCGCGACGAGGAGGAUGAGAACAAGCUGGCUGCCUAUGGCAGUGUCAUUCCGCCGUUCCUCGCCCAGAUGCAGGAGCGCGCGCUGGAGCGCACAAUGCGUCAUGAGCGUGCCAAGGAGCGCCGGCGGCAGCUGGAGCGCGACCGCGAGGAGCAGAAGAAUGCCCAAGAAGAGGAGAAACGGCGUGAAGAUGAGGAGGCCAAGAGGGUGCGCAUGCAGGAGCUGAAGGAGAAGCGCCGCCGGGAGAAGCAGGAGAAGCUGCGUCGCGAGCAGGAGCGCCAAGUGUGGCUGCAGAACUGCAAGCGUGCCAAUGAGUUCUACUGCCGACACUUGCUCCACUUCGGCCUGACGGCGUUCCGACGGAUGUUGCAGCGCAAGAGACGCUUCGAGGCGAAAGCCAGUCACUUCCGGCGCGUGCUGCGCAUGCGCAUCUGCUUCAGACGCUGGCGAGGACACACAAAGUCCAUCUGGGACGCGAAGCAUCGCAAAUCCGAGGCAUUUCACGGGACUUUCGUCUUGCGACAGGCUGUGCGACUGUGGAAGGCGAGUCACUUGAUGGAGAAGGGAAAGCUGUUGGUGGCUGUGGAUUGGUACGAGAUGCGCCUGAAUGAGAGAUUCUUCGGUUUGUGGGUGGCGCGCACGCGCCAGGAGAAGAUCGUGCUGGAGACGAAGAUGAGACACGCCGAGGCGCACUACAAUUGGCACCUCAAGUGGCGCUCCAUCGAGCACUGGCAGCGUCUGCACGCGAUCCUGCGCCUGGAGAAGGAGACCGAGGCCCGGCGGCAGCGCUGGCGCCACAAGAUCUGGGAAUUGCUGCCCGAUUAUGCGCCAACAUUGGACGGUUGA
Molecule: messenger RNA, 2361 nt
Organism: Phlebotomus argentipes
Lineage: Eukaryota; Metazoa; Arthropoda; Insecta; Diptera; Psychodidae
Product: golgin subfamily A member 6-like protein 6
Exons: 3
Coding region: 1-2361 (786 amino acids)
Molecular function (GO): phosphatase binding
Source: RefSeq, a predicted model, not a curated record